AUGCUUGACGCUCUACACUGUUACCUCAAAUACUUUGCUGUGCUGGGUCUGGUGCCAUGGUCAGAGAAACGUCCACAGCAGCGAUUGCAGAAGAUUUAUACCACAGCUAUAAUGUCAAUUAACAUCGGGAUUGCCUUCUAUAAGGUGGUGUAUUCGCCAAUAAAAGGAGACCUACCAGUAUCAAUGCUUGUCAGUUCCAUCGUCUACAUUUCUCAAAUCCUCACCAUGUCAGUUAUCGAAUUGCAAGUGAUGUGUCAGUAUGAAAGAUACUACGAGUUCUGCCUGCAAUUAAAGACCUUGAACAGACUUUUUCAAAGCGAACUACUGCAACCGAUUCAGGGAUUGCCCAGGGCUCGAUAUAUAAAGUUUAUUGCCCUGGGAAUUCUGAAUAUUGUUUCACUUUUUCCUGGGAUUUAUGUAGUACUACAUUAUGAUUAUAUUGGCUACUAUUGGUACUCCCUUGGCGCUAUCUUGAUCAAUCGUUUUCAGUGCCUUCUCCUGCUGCUCAACGCGGAACUUUUGGGUUACCAUGUGGAACUUUUGGGAUUGCGUCUACUAGCCGUGCUCAAUUGUCGUCAGAUGAGCCUGCAUUCUGUGCUGGAUGUGAAAUGUGAACAGAUGUGCUCCCUGGAGUAUUUGCUAAGCCUUAAGCGCGCCUAUAUGGAGUUGUAUCGACUAUUUGGACAGUUUAACGGAUUGUAUGGCUGGUCUAUUGUCAGUAUUUUUGUAGUCAUGUUUUUGGACAGCAUGAUCAAUAUUUAUUGGACAUUGCUCAUUCUGGCUAAGAUCUAUAGUUUUGUAUUCAACUACAUGACCUCUUCUACUUAUAUACCGCUACUUAUUCUACUCUUUACAUUUUGCCGCUGUGGCGAAUAUUGCAAGAGACAGCAUAUCAUGAUGGGCAGCUAUGUCCGUGGCUUAGCCUGCACUUCCCAGCGUCAACCUGAACUACCUGAACUAACUUCACAGGCGUAUAAUGCAGUUCUGGCCGAGUUUGUCUUGCAGGUGGAACAGGAUGUUUUGAGCAUCAGCGCCGAGGGAUUCAUGAAUAUUGAUUACAGUUUGUUAAUGUCGAUAUUUACAGCUAUGGUCACCUAUCUGAUUGUGCUAAUGCAAUUUAGCUCGUUAUAGAUAUCUGUGACCCUAAAUGCCCAAUUGACCGAUAAACUACUUAUUACAUCGUUUGUACUGCUCUACCAAUGACCUACAUUAGCCCUCGCCCACCUCUUUAUCAAAACAAAGCUUGAUUUUGAUAAGAUUAUGGAACAACCGACCAACAAAAUAGCCGAAAAAUAUAUACAAAAUAUCAAAGUAUUUUGAAAAACUGCAUUGAACCAGUUUAAUUUAUUCAAAGUACAUAAGCACAAUAUAAAAUUGAUAAUUAUUAUUAUUAUUAUCUUGAAUGAACUUGGUAAAAAUCUUUAAGAAACUGGC
This is a messenger RNA of Drosophila innubila, 1434 nucleotides long. It is a transcript of the gene Gr39b, whose product is annotated as putative gustatory receptor 39b. Bases 1 to 1131 code for a protein of 376 amino acids. The transcript has 4 exons. Gene Ontology annotation, biological process: sensory perception of taste. The record is from RefSeq and is a predicted model, not a curated record. NCBI's taxonomy places the organism in Eukaryota, Metazoa, Arthropoda, Insecta, Diptera, Drosophilidae. Gene Ontology annotation, cellular component: neuronal cell body; membrane; dendrite.